Salarias fasciatus (jewelled blenny) is the source of this 3060-nucleotide messenger RNA. RefSeq names its product phosphatidylinositol 3-kinase regulatory subunit alpha-like. Gene Ontology annotation, cellular component: phosphatidylinositol 3-kinase complex. Gene Ontology annotation, molecular function: protein binding; 1-phosphatidylinositol-3-kinase regulator activity. Gene Ontology annotation, biological process: insulin receptor signaling pathway; phosphatidylinositol phosphate biosynthetic process. The transcript has 17 exons. The record is from RefSeq and is a predicted model, not a curated record. Bases 540 to 2702 code for a protein of 720 amino acids. NCBI's taxonomy places the organism in Eukaryota, Metazoa, Chordata, Actinopteri, Blenniiformes, Blenniidae.
AAGUGUCGGUGUUGAGGCACGGUGCGUGUGUCCGUCUGCGGGAAGCGCACUCAGACUGCGGGGCUUUGCGGGUGUUUUCCUGUGUGGAGCUGCAGCCGAACGUGGUGUAAGGUUCCCCCCCGGCCCCCGAUGCCUCCCCGCGGCCGCCCCGCCGCUGCGCCUCGGCCGUGAGGAGCCCCGCAGUCCGGAUCCAGGUGGCCCCUCCCCCUCCUCCUCCUCCGAUGUCUCUUCCACUCCAGCGGUUGAUGAAGGUGGAGAACCGUUCCGCCGGUCGGCGCCGCGUCCUGGACGGAUGACACGGCGCCGGGGGACAUGGAGACGGACGAGACGCACGGAACUCUGGGAGAGCCACGCUGACACGGCCAGAGGUUCCACGUUUGAUUCCCUGAGCAGCUUCCACGCUCGGUUCCCUCAGGACACGAGCCGGCGGUUCCACUAAGAUUCCCCCGGGACGCGGCCCGGAGGUUCCGGUUCCGUCCGGCUGGCCGAGGCGUUCCGUGCACUCGGCGUUUCCGCCGGCGGCGGGGCGGGACGCGGCGAUGAGCUCGGAGGGGUUCCAGUACCGAGCGCUGUACGACUACCAGAAGGAGCGCGAGGAGGACAUCGACCUGCGGGUGGGCGACCUGCUGCUGGUGUCGCGCGCCGCGCUGCAGGCGCUCGGCUGCGGCGCCGGCGCCGAGGAGCGCCCGUCCGAGAUCGGCUGGCUGCCCGGCUUCAACGAGAACACGCAGGAGAAAGGGGACUUCCCGGGGACGUAUGUGGAGUUUGUGGGCCGGAAGAGGAUGUCCCCGCCCACUCCUAAGCCCCGCCCACCCAGACCACCGUCUGCAGCGUCUGCCAGGACGGACUCUGAGUCUGAAGGUCCUGACCCGUCUGCUCCAGGCUUCCUGCUGCCGGACCUCCCGGACCAGUUCGGACCCCCAGACACGGCCCCGCCCCUCCUGGGACGACUGAUGGAGGCCAUCGAGAACCGAGGUCUGGACUGUCCCUCUUUGUACCGCAGCCUGACUGGAGGAGUUCUGGACCCCCGGCAGCUGGCUGAGGCCGACCUGGAGCAGCUGGACGUGGUGUCCCUCUGCGACGGGGUGAUCCGCUUCCUGCUGGACCUGCCGGGUCCGGUUCUGCCGUCGUCACUGCAGGCUGACAUGAUCCAGACCGUGCAAGAGGUCAGGGACCCUGAGGACUGCGCCCAGGUCCUGAGGGGCGUGGCCAGCUCGCCCGGCUGCCCCGCCCAGUACGGCCUGACCCUGCUCAGCGUAAUCCGACACCUGGCCCGCCUCUGUCUGCACGGAACCAGAACCCAGCUGAGUCCCCGGAGCACCGCCGAGACCUUCAGCCCUCUGCUGUUCAGACCCGGCGGGUCUGACUCCGGUCUGGAGCCUCUGGUUCAGGUUCUGGAGGUUCUGAUCACCAGUGAACUCAACAUGAAUCAGGCUGCACCAGCGCUGCCUCCUAAACCCUCCAGAGCCUCGUCUGGCAGCAGCUUCAGCAGCAGCGUCUCCCUGCAGGACGCCGAGUGGUACUGGGGGGACAUCUCCAGAGAGGAAGUCAAUGAGAAGCUGAGGGACACCGCUGACGGGACGUUCCUGGUCCGAGACGCCUCCACGAAGAUGCACGGAGAUUACACCCUGACCCUGAGGAAGGGGGGGAACAACAAGCUGAUCAAGAUCUUCCACCGGGACGGCUCGUACGGGUUCUCCGACCCGCUGACCUUCGGUUCCGUGGUGGAACUCAUCACCCACUACCGCCACGAGUCCCUGGCCCAGUACAACCCCAAGCUGGACGUCCGGCUGCUGUACCCGGUGUCCAGACUCCAGCAGGACCAGGUGGUGAAGGAGGACAGCAUCGAGGCCGUGGGGAAGAAGCUGCAUGAGUACCACCUGCAGUACCAGGACAAGAACCGCGAGUACGACCGGCUGUACGAGGACUACACCAGAACCUCCCAGGAGAUCCAGAUGAAGAGGACGGCCAUCGAGGCGUUCAAUGAGACGAUAAAGAUCUUCGAGGAACAGUGUCAGACUCAGGAACGUUUCAGUAAAGAAUACAUCGAGAAGUUCCGCCGAGAGGGGAACGACAAGGAGGUCCAGAGGAUCAUGGAGAACUACGACAAGCUGAAGUCGCGGAUCGGGGAGAUCGUGGACAGCCAGCGCCACCUGGAGGCGGAGCUGAAGACGCAGGCGGCCGAGUACCGCGAGAUCGACAAGAAGAUGAACAGCAUCAAGCCGGACCUGAUCCAGCUCCGCAAGACCCGGGACCAGUACCUCAUGUGGCUGACUCAGAAGGGCGUCCGCCAGAGGAAGCUGAACGAGUGGCUGGACCUGAAGAACGAGACCGCCGAGGACGAGUACAGCACGGUGGAGGAUGAGGAGGACCUUCCUCACCACGACGAGCGUCUGUGGCGUUUGGGGAACAUCAACCGCGGUCAGGCCGAGUCUCUGCUGCGGGGGAAGCGGGACGGAACCUUCCUGGUCCGGGACAGCAGCAAGCCGGGCUGCUACGCCUGCUCCGUGGUGGUGGACGGCGAGGUGAAGCACUGCGUCAUCAACAAGACGGCGACGGGCUUCGGCUUCGCCGAGCCGUACAACCUGUACGGGUCCCUGAAGGAGCUGGUCCUGCACUACCAGCACACGUCCCUGGUCCAGCACAACGACUCGCUCAACGUCAAGCUGGCCUUCCCCGUGUACGGCCCGCAGCGCCGCUGACCGCCGCCAGGGACCGCCGCCAGGGACCGCCGUCAGGGACCGCCGUCAGGGACCGCCAUCUGAGACCGCCGUCAGGGACCGCCGUCAGGGACCGCCAUCUGAGACCGCCGCCUGUCUCCAGGCUUCAGAGGACAAAUCUUCCUGAUGUGUGACGAGACGUUCGAGGACCUUGGAGAGCGUGCGUAAAAACUGAAGGACGGGCCGUCGCCGUCUUCGCACCUUUAUUCUGAAAACCGGUUUUUCAGGAGAUCCUGGAGUCUCGUCUGUUUUUGGUUCUUUCAGAGGAAAUUUCUGCUUUUAGUGUUUUUGUUCUUUCAAAAUAAAGCGACAAAGUUCUUAAAGUGGUGACAGAAACUUU